AGGUGGAAGUGCGACCAGGAGGCCAAGACCCCCGCCGGCACCUGGGGCGGCCUCUCCCCACGCAAAGAGGACGAAGACCUCAACAGCGUGCUGGAUUUUAUCCUUUCCAUGGGCAGCGAUGGCUACGGCCAGGGCUUGUACCAGACAAACCCGUCACCGGGAUGCUACAGUGCCCUGGAGCAGGGCAGCCCCCCGCCCUACGCCAUCGUGCCGGAGAUGAUGCGCUCCGAGAUGGACUCCAACUACUGCCCUCCCGGCAACGUCCACGGGCGGUUCUUCGUGACGCCCAGCUUCGGGGGCCCGCAGUUCGUUGAGAACAUUAAGCCUGAGCCUGACAUGGACAAUUACGGACCGGUCCUGGGUCUGGUGCCCCAGGCUUGCCCGAAAAUCAAGCAGGAGGGCAGCGUGACCUGCAUGAUGGCCUACGAGCAGCCCCGGGUGGCCAGCUCCCCCCAGAUCCCUGGGGCAGAGACACCUCCACUGAGUCCUGACGAUCUCAUGGUGAACGACUGCCACACGCAGAUGAUGUGCCCCUCGUCCGUGUCCUUCCAGCAAAGCUACCACCCAGCCUCCGGCUUCCACCACCAGCAGACCCAUCUCCAGUACCAGAACACCUCCCAGUUUGGCCUUUUCGAGGACAGCCUGCCCUUACAACCCUCCGCUCCCAGAGGCAUGCUCACCCCUCCUUCCUCCCCUCUGGAGCUGCUGGACUCCAAACCAAAAAGAGGACGCCGGUCCUGGCCGCGGAAGAGGACGGCCACUCACACGUGCACCUACGCAGGGUGUGGGAAGACCUACACCAAGAGUUCGCACCUGAAGGCCCACCUCAGGACGCACACAGGUGAAAAGCCCUACCACUGCAACUGGGAAGGCUGCGGCUGGAAGUUCGCUCGCUCCGACGAACUCACCCGUCACUACCGCAAGCACACCGGCCACCGGCCCUUCCAGUGCCACCUGUGCGACAGGGCGUUCUCCCGGUCAGACCACCUGGCUUUGCACAUGAAGCGGCACAUGUAGCCCGGGAGACCCUGACCUGCAGACAGCGGACGUUCUUUAAUGCUCAGGUGCAGAAGCGUUAAAAACUUGUAGCUGGUACUACGUAGGGAGGCACCGACGCGCUGGC
This is a messenger RNA of Eurypyga helias (sunbittern), 1123 nucleotides long. Its product is annotated as Krueppel-like factor 2. Gene Ontology annotation, biological process: regulation of transcription by RNA polymerase II. The record is from RefSeq and is a predicted model, not a curated record. The transcript has 3 exons. The annotation marks the transcript as partial. Lineage: Eukaryota; Metazoa; Chordata; Aves; Eurypygiformes; Eurypygidae. Gene Ontology annotation, molecular function: DNA-binding transcription factor activity, RNA polymerase II-specific; RNA polymerase II cis-regulatory region sequence-specific DNA binding.